Molecule: messenger RNA, 495 nt
Organism: Colletotrichum higginsianum IMI 349063
Lineage: Eukaryota; Fungi; Ascomycota; Sordariomycetes; Glomerellales; Glomerellaceae
Exons: 2
Coding region: 1-495 (164 amino acids)
Source: RefSeq, a predicted model, not a curated record
AUGGAGAAAUCUCCUCGGUCAUCAUUGUCAUCACUGUCGUCGGAAGAGGCCACCGCGGAGCCUGAGAUUGAUGAUCUGCUGGAGCACAAGGCGAGGUCCGCCAGUACCGGAUGGUCUCCCAGACUAUCCUUCGCGCUCUCCUUGUCCGUCUUGCUUAACGCAGCGCUCAUCGCCGCUCUCGCAAUCCUUCUGCGGGCACGCCAUGGGCCGAGCCGGCCUCCGUGGGUGCCGCCAGAGAGGGUCGACAAACACAUCUUUCUAUCCCAACCGGUAUCCGGCCAGGGUCCCAACGAUACUACCGAAGAUAGAUGGGCCAUGUUGAUGCCAAAAGGCAACGGCUGGAUCAAUGUGACGGUAGACGAUGGCGAGCUGCCUUACAUGCCAGGGCUAGACCGUUCCUUGCCCGAGCAAAAGGCGCGCUUAUCCGUCUUUCACCAACUGCAUUGCCUGGUGAGUCGACCGAAGACCAGGGUUCCCGAGCGCGGAAUUUGUUGA